Molecule: messenger RNA, 4420 nt
Organism: Jatropha curcas
Lineage: Eukaryota; Viridiplantae; Streptophyta; Magnoliopsida; Malpighiales; Euphorbiaceae
Product: P-loop containing nucleoside triphosphate hydrolases superfamily protein
Biological process (GO): mitotic spindle organization; microtubule-based movement; spindle elongation
Cellular component (GO): microtubule associated complex
Molecular function (GO): microtubule motor activity; microtubule binding; ATP binding
Source: RefSeq, a predicted model, not a curated record
AAUCCCUUCUAUAUUUCAAAAUUCACCACCACUUCUCUCUCUCUCUCCCUCUCUGUUGCAUUCAAAAACGAACAAAGCCGCAAAAAGAAAGGAAGAAAAAAAAAGAAAAAUUCUGCGUCUCCUGCUCAGGGUUAUCAGGUUAUCGUUUCCGGUCUUUGAAACAAAUCCGUGAUGGACAAUGCAGAGUGUGUGAGAGUUGCUGUUAAUAUUCGGCCUUUGAUUACAUCUGAGCUUCUCAUCGGCUGUACAGAUUGUAUUACCGUCAUUCCGGGAGAGCCUCAGGUUCAAAUUGGGUCACAUGCGUUUACCUACGAUUAUGUUUAUGGAAGCACGGGAUCAGCUUCGUCUUCAAUAUAUGACGAUUGUGUGGCUCCUCUUGUGGAUGCGAUCUUUAAUGGUUAUAACGCCACAGUUCUUGCAUAUGGACAGACGGGUUCAGGAAAAACAUAUACAAUGGGGACUAAUUAUAACGGUGAAGGAACCAACAGUGGAAUCAUUCCUAAAGUGAUGGAGAAUAUAUUUCAGAGGGUUGAGACAAUUAAAGAGAACACAGAGUUUUUGAUAAGAGUAUCGUUCAUUGAGAUAUUCAAGGAGGAGGUAUUUGAUUUACUAGACCCAAACUCAGCGGCUCUGUCAAAAGCGGAAGGAGCAAAUACGAUGAAACCAGCAGUGCCUACCAGAGUUCCAAUCCAAAUUAGGGAAACAGUGAAUGGUGGGAUAACACUUGCUGGGGUGACUGAAGCAGAAGUUAGAACGAAGGAAGAGAUGGCAACUUACUUAUCGCGUGGUUCUCUGUCUCGGGCCACUGGAAGUACUAACAUGAACAGCCAAUCGAGUCGCUCUCAUGCUAUUUUUACAAUUACUAUGGAACAAAAGAAAAUUGCACAUGGUACAAAUGACGUCAAUAGUGAUGAUAUUGGUGAUGACAUAUUGUGUGCAAAACUACAUUUAGUAGACCUUGCUGGUUCUGAACGGGCAAAGCGAACAGGGGCUGAUGGCAUGCGUUUCAAAGAAGGCAUUCAUAUCAAUAAGGGUUUGUUAGCACUUGGAAAUGUUAUAAGCUCCUUGGGAGAUGAGAAGAAGAGGAAAGAAGGGGGCCAUGUCCCAUACCGUGAUAGCAAGUUGACUAGAUUGUUACAGGAUUCUCUGGGUGGAAACAGCAAAACGGUGAUGAUUGCAUGUGUUAGUCCUGCUGACACGAAUGCUGAAGAAACUUUGAACACAUUAAAGUAUGCAAAUCGUGCCCGCAAUAUUCAAAAUAAAGCAGUGGUGAACCGAGAUCCAAUGGCAGCUCAGAUUCAAAGGAUGAGGAGCCAAAUUGAGCAAUUGCAAGCUGAACUACUCUUUUACCGUGGUGAUUCAGGUGCACCAUUUGAUGAACUUCAGAUUCUGAAGCAUAAAGUAUCUUUACUUGAAGCCAGUAAUGCAGAACUGCAACGGGAGCUUCAGGAGCGUAGGGUUAGUUGUGAGCACUUGACACAACGUGCUAUUGAUGCUCAGGUUGAAAAAGACAAAUUAUUAAUGCAAAUUGAUUCAGCUCGCAGUGGUAAAUCUUGGGAUGAGAUUGAAUCUAAUUUAGAUAAGGAAUUUGAUGUGAUGAAGACUUAUGUUUCAAAAAUUCAAGAGCUUGAAGGAGAGUUGUUGCGUCUGAAAGCUUUGUCAAACUCAAAGGACAACAGAUUUAUUGAUUGUUUGGAUUCAGAUGAUGAAGGGUUCCACUCAAAAAAUGCUUCAUUCCCGUCUCUAAAUGAGCUUUCGUCCAACUCUGAUUCAAAAGCUGGGGAAAUUUCGGAGGACGAGGAAAAGGAAAAAGAGCUUGAACAUUCUUCCCUUCAAGAAAAAUUGGACAGGGAGCUAAAAGAAUUAGAUAGGAAACUUGAACAAAAGGAGGCUGAAAUGAAGCGUUUUACGGGCGUUGAUACUUCAGUUCUUAAACAACAUUAUGAGAAGAAAGUUCAUGAGUUGGAACAGGAAAAGAGAGCUUUACAGAAAGAGAUUGAGGAAUUGAGGUAUAAUCUUGCAAAUAUAUCCUCUACUUCUGAUGAUGGUGCUCAAAAGUUGAAGGAAGAUUAUCUUCAAAAGUUGACUCUGCUCGAGUCACAGGUUGCGGAGUUAAAAAAGAAACAAGACGCACAAGCCCAAUUGUUGAGACAAAAACAAAAGAGUGAUGAGGCUGCAAAACGACUUCAUGAGGAGAUUCAUAGAAUUAAGACUCAAAAGGUUUCUCUGCAACAAAAGAUCAAGCAAGAGUCUGAGCAGUUUAGGUCGUGGAAGGCAUCUCGAGAAAAAGAAGUUCUUCAGCUAAAAAAAGAGGGAAGGAGGAACGAAUAUGAGAUGCACAAACUGUUAGCCUUGAAUCAGAGGCAGAAAAUGGUUCUACAAAGAAAGACAGAAGAAGCUGCUACGGCCACCAAAAGGUUAAAGGAACUUUUAGAAUCUCGAAAGGCAUCCUCACGUGAUUCUUCAGGUGCUGCAAAUGGCAAUAUUCAGGCUAUGAUGCAAGCAAUUGAGCAUGAACUUGAAGUCACAGUACGAGUACAUGAAGUACGUUCUGAGUAUGAGCGACAAAUGGAAGAGAGGGCUAGAAUGGCUAAAGAAGUAGCAAGAUUGAAGGAAGAAACGCAGAUGCUUAAACAAACUAAUUUAAGUGAUCCAUCAGCAAUGUCUCCUGGUGCAAGGAAUUCUAGGAUUUUUGCACUUGAAAAUAUGCUCGCUACUUCUUCUAGCACCCUCGUUUCCAUGGCAUCACAAUUGUCAGAAGCAGAAGAACGUGAACGGGGCUUCAGUGGAAGGGGGCGCUGGAAUCAAAUUCGCUCUUUGGCUGAUGCUAAAAAUAUCAUGAACUAUCUAUUUAAUUUAGCAUCUUCCUCCAGGUGCGUGUUGAGGGAUAAAGAAGUUGACUGCAGAGAAAAGGAUAGUGAGAUAAAAGAUUUAAAGGAAAAAGUAGUUAAACUUAGUAGUUUAGUAAGACAUCUUGAAGUGCAGAAGACAGAACUCAUCCAUCAGGUUAUGUCACAGAAUUCAGCAUUGAAGAAAUAUUCCGUGAGAAAUCAAUUAGAUUCUGGGAUUCCUGACCUCAACAAUGUACACAAGUAUGAAUUGCGCAAGCAGGUGCAUCGUAAUUCUGUCAUUUUAAUGGAGGAUAUGGACAUAUCUGAAUCAGAACGUUCAGAUGCAGACACAGCAGAUGAUGAAUGGGUUCAGUCAGAUGUGGACAUGGCAGAUGAUGAAUCUGCUCGGCCAAUGAAACGGCGAGUUAAGAAAAAAAUUUGCAAAAGUGGUGGAAGUUCAAGUACGGGGGAGAUCAAUGAUCCAGAAAACUCCAAAUUGGAUCCUUCUAGUGAGGGAGUAGCUUUUGCCAUGGAACAAACUACGCCAGUAUGUUGCACCUGUAGUAGAUAUUCUUUAUGCAAGACACAAAAGUGCCAAUGUCGGGCGGCCAAGGGCAUCUGUGGAACAUCCUGCGGCUGUGUGCCUAGUAAAUGCUCUAAUAGAGAAGAUAAGCUUGAUGAAUUGGUACAACUAGAGAUGUCUGAAUCUGCUGGGACCGGUUCAGGAUCAGAUGAUACAGACAAGAAGCACGAUCUUGCUUCUCAUGGUGCAAUGCUGCUUCAGAGUGCAUUGGUUGAGAAGCCUGUUGAGACAAGCGAUAAUGGUGUUGUUAAAAGGAAACCUUUGUCAGAUAUUGGGAAUACAGUGGCCAAAUCCAAUGCGCCAAAGCCUGAGCAGAGAAAGAAAUGGCGAAAAUCAAAAUCCACAAUUCAGUUGAUUCCUGUUGCUCCCCCCACAUCCACGCAAUCAGAAAAAGCAGAAGUCCCUCAAAAGGUAGAUAAUAGUGCAGGUGAGACAGACAUGCCUUUGAAGUUACCCAGAGCUAUGUUAUUAGCUGCAUCAAACAAUGCCAAGUCAGAGAACAAUGUUUCGAAUGAGGCAGAUGUGCCUUUAAAGUUACCAAGGGCUAUGCUAUCAGCUGCAUCAAAUAGCAGUGCCCUUUUGAGAGAAAGGAAUGCCGAUAAAUCACACGAAUCAGUUAAUAAAGAAGCCAAUGUACAUCCUACAAGAAGUCCAGCCCGGCCGCCAAGAACUUCUGAGGAGAAAGAGAACUAUGGCCGUUAACUUUGAUCGUAUUUCCUGACAUACCCGAUAUAAUCAUUUACACUUAACAUCAAACAUUCUUGUUCCGGUGGCUUUGUUGGAGGGGAAGUAUUUGGAGCACUAAAUUAUGAUUAAUCUUGAGUUUGUAAUUGAUUGUGUAGGAAAAAUGUGAAAUUGAUUUCUUUCUGGAAAUCUAAGAAGACGGUUUAGUUUAGGAUAUGUUUUCCUAGCCUCUGGUGGUGAUCUGUACACUGUUCAUUGUUGUUUUUGUGCUCUGUUAAUGGUAUCACAGAUUCAUUGUUUGAUCUAAUUCAGAUCAAGAAAA